Molecule: messenger RNA, 1875 nt
Organism: Grosmannia clavigera kw1407
Lineage: Eukaryota; Fungi; Ascomycota; Sordariomycetes; Ophiostomatales; Ophiostomataceae
Exons: 1
Coding region: 1-1875 (624 amino acids)
Molecular function (GO): protein binding
Source: RefSeq, a predicted model, not a curated record
AUGCUUCCAGGAGUAAUUGAGGCGACAAAGUCUUCGGCAGAACAGUGGGAACAGCUUUCUGAAUGGAUCUCGAGUAAAUCGACCGUUGUGGCUAGUUAUGGUGGUCAGACCGGUGCUGAAACUCCAAACACCUCUCUUCCAGGGAGCAUUUCACUAGACCACUGGCUUGAGGCCGUCAGAGAGUGUUCGCUCGAUGCGAGACAGAAGGAAGUCUGUCGUAUCGUUCUUGCCCUGUCUAUUUUUCGCCAGAAGAUCUGGAAAUCAGAAAAAAUUACGACAACAGAGCUGGCCGACAUAUGGAACCUCCUCCGCGGCGCGCUUGUCAGCCCUGCGUCGCCCAUUUCCACCGUCUCGCGCAGCGCGCAAGGCUUUCUUGCCAUACCACUGUGCAGCUCUCUCGAAGACGGAAACAUUGCCGAGCUCUGGCGUCUCCACGUCUGGCUCGGGGAUGGCCAGAGAGGCAGUGAAGAUUUUGCCAUUCACGCCCAUCAGUCCUUUGCUGAGAGCUGGAUCUUGGCAGGUAAAGCAACCGACCAUAGCUUUGAGGUCGAGCCCGUCCAGCAUCAUGAGGAGGCCACACAUGCCAGCUUUGCCAUCGGCUGGAGCGACGGGAAAACCAAAGAGGAAGAUGCGGCCCGUGGCAGGAAAUACAAAACACACCAGACUUCGUCUACGGCAGUGAACACCCACGAGUGGGUUUCUGUCAGAGAGAGCGCCUCCGAGGAACACUCCUCUGACGGCAUAUACCAGUACCACAUCCCCUCUGCCGCAUACCACCGAACCGUGGUCGACCCGACUGCCUUUCACUCCACCUUGUUCGUCUUUGACUCUAGCCGGGGAUUCCACAAAGAUGUCGGCGCCCUCGGCCCAAAAGACCAAGAAUCAUACACUCAGUCACGUGAUCCUGCAGGCCGGACGGCAGCUUCUCUCGCACAGAUGGUGAAUGUCGUUCGCGCAUGGGAGAAGGCAAUGGCAGAGGGGCAACGGUAUGCCGCAGACUCGCGCUGGGAGUUUUCUAUGCGUGCAUUUGAGCACGCCCGUGGACUUUUUCACAACUACAAUGAGAUGCCGAAUGCGUCUCGCUAUCAUGGUAUAGCUACAGGAGAGCUCGGUAAGACGAACCGCCGGUUUGGGCGCUAUAAGGUGGCAGAAGCGCUGCUUAGGACAGCGGUCAAAGAGUUGGGAGGGCACAACCGGCCCAGUUUGGAAGAAGCGGAAUACCACGGCGAGAUUGGCGUGGUGUUGCGCCAUGAGGAUCGUCUGGAGGAGGCAGAGUUGUCGUUUGCGAAGCAGUAUCGUAUGGCAGAGCAGCUGGGGGACCAGCCGCAAAUGUGCCGUGCCCUCGGGAACUGGGGCAUGGUUAACUACCAGUACUUCCUGCAGAACAGAGAUCCAGAGCGCAUAAAGGCUGCAGUUGAGCAGCUACUGGCCCGCGUUCAGAUCGCACAGAAGCUUGGUCACAGACUGUGGGAGUCUAUUGGCCUCUCACGUCUCUCGUUAUGCUACACGAUUCAGCUGCAGGAAGCCAUGGCUGCAGACACGGCUUUGCGGGCACUUGGACUUGCUCUGGCAAUGUCGGUGCGAGACCCAGUCGUGGUAGCCCUGUCACGGUUCUUCUAUGGACGUGUACUACAGCAGCUUUAUGCACUUCCGGAUGAGGCCAUGCGGCAGUUUGACCCCCCCGCAGACGAGGCAUGCACACCCGCCAUUGCUCUCUGCAAAGAGCCAUCACAAGAACACCACGGAUAUCUCCAGGAGCUGGUUGAUGCAGGCGUGGACCUCUGCCGUGCCGAUGCUUCCGGAUAUACGGCACUCGACUGGGCCACCUUCAACGACAACGCAGAUAUGAAGCAGACCGUUCUUCGCGGGCUAUAG